UCACAAAGCCCGACUCACCUAUGGACGCAGUAAAGUAACGAAUUCGUCUGCCUCCCCCAUCGCCGUUUGUAGGUCACCGCUACAAACAUAGCUGGCCAUGACACGCCACGCGGCCAUCCCCAAAUAUAAAGAAUAAGAAACGCUCCUUAUCACGCUCCAUACAACCACUACAAGAAAUAUAUCCAUAUGUUACGCUACGCAACUGAUAAGGAGAUAAGAAUCCAGUACAUAAGGAGGUGUGUCAACGUUACGGAAUGUAGGUACUAGGCUGACAUACAUAGUGUGGGCGUCACAUGUGACGGUAUUCGGGUAAUGUGACACGUGUGUGCGGGUGGAGGGUGGUGGGGGGUAGGCGGGACCGGGGGCGGGCCCCACGGGCGGCCACUGCCCGCCGGCGCACGCAGCGAGCCUCGGCAUUCGCGCGACACCGCCGCUCCGCGCGCCCGUCUGAUUCCCCAUUCCGCGCUCGCGCUCCGUACGCGCCGCACGUCCGCGCCUGUCCCGUGUGUGCAGUGUUACGAACUGGACCGAGUGACUAACUUUGACUUCAGUGAGCUAUGCGCCGGAAUUGAAACACGAAAGGGUUAUAAGUACGCGCACGCGCGUCCGAAAGCAGCAUGGAAGAAAAACCGGAGGAACAUUACAGCUUACGCUGGAAUAACCACCAAGCGCACCUCCUCCGCUCGUUCGAAGCUCUCCUGCACGCCGAGACCUUAGUGGAUGUGACGCUAGUAUGUGCCGAACGUCGCGUCCGCGCCCACAAGGUGCUGCUCGGCGCCUGCAGCCCGUUAUUCCGACGGAUUUUCAGCGAGAACCCUUGCAAGCAUCCGGUCAUCGUGUUAAAAGAUUUCCAAGGAUGGGAGGUGCAGGCGGUUGUGGACUUUAUGUACCGUGGCGAGGUGUCUGUGGCACAGGAGCAGCUAGGGACUGUGAUACGAGCCGGGGAGUCGCUGCAAGUGCGGGGGCUGGCGGAUCACGAGCGAGAGGAGAGCGCACGGUCGUGCACGCCGCGCAGCCCGGUGGCGGCCGACCCGCCGGCGGCCUCGCCGCCCGCGAGCCCGGCGAGUCCUCAGCCUAGGAGGAAGCAAGCUCGUCCGAGGCGUCGUUCUGGAGAAUCUGACACGCCCGAGAACUUGUCGAUGCGUAGAUCGCCGGGUGAUGGAGGCUUGAAGGCGGUGAGGCUGGCGCGCCCGCGCUCGCCGCCGAAGCAGGAGGCCGAAGAGGCCGAGGAGGCUCCGCCACCGCCCCGCAUGUUCCCGCCGCACCAGGACCUCUACCCGCCAGUGCCGCCGCAAGCCGUCUCAGCCCUAUCCCUAACGCCGCCUCACAACCAACCGUUGGCACCCUGGCGACGGUCGGAGCUUGCAGAACAACUUUACAUGUUCGGCAUCGACUCUCCGCUGGGCCUCUUCCCCCCCGGCAUGGACAAAAUGUACCCCCUGAUGGACGUGGAGCACCGCGCGCCGCCGCUCGACGCACAACUCUUUACCAACGUUAAAAAGAAAUGGCGACCGAAAGGCCAGCACAGCGCGCCGCGCGGCGGGCCACCUCGAUCGUGGACAAACGCGGAACUGACAGAGGCUUUGCAACACGUGUGGAACAAGAAGAUGACGACCAGUCAAGCGUCGAGAAUCUUCGGCAUUCCGUACAAUUCAUUACUGAUGUAUGUUCGCGGGAAAUACGGGAAGAGUCUAAAGCUUGAACAAUUACGUAAGGACUGCAUCGGCGGGCCGCUAGACGCGCUCGGGAUGCACUCCGGCAACAACAACAACAACCAUCCACCAGGAAAACACCACGACAAAGACGAGCAUGGAGGAGGGGGCGGCGGACAGCGGCCGGCCAGCUCAGAACCUGACAUCGCUUCAAGUCCCAUGUUCAAUCCCUUCACGCAAGGGUUUUAUCCGGAGUUUCCUCCGGGGUUCCCGAUGCCGCUGAACAUGCUACAUCUGCUGCCCCCGGGAGACAAGGCGCGCGAGCUAUACCAGUCGAUGCCAAUGGCUUUAGACUCGCUCGCCGCCGUAGCUAAAGAAGAGGACUGCAAGAGCGACCGCUCCAAAGAGAACUCUGAGAACGAGGAGGGCGAGUCGUACCGCGCGCCGCACGCGACGCACGCACCGCACCCGCCCGACAACCGCGCACUCUUACACCACAACGGGCAGGACUAGGCACCCCUCUUUAGUUCACCGUAGCACCGUACCUUAAUUUUACGUCUGACGUGUUCCGAUCUCGCCUCCCCGCGCGAGACUGAAACUUACUGCCGUUUCUGAAAUACGACUGUUUUAAAAGUUGUGAUCUGUUUUGUUGCAGCUAUUAUUCCGAACUACUUAUAGACAUUAAACAUUUUAUUUAGCUUUUAAAACAGUCAGCUCUUAUUGGUCGGCACUGACGAUUUCGGUCUCGAGCGCCGCGGCGAGGUCUUCUAGUAUUCUGGAAACAUUCCGGAGCUCGCGGCGAGCGACGUCCACAUUUAAAUUAGUUAAAUUUAUAUUUAAAGAUGUGUUAAUAUUGUAAAUGUAUAUGAGAUCGCGUAUAAGUGAUAGGCGAUAAUUUAUUAUUCCGAAGGAGUGCAAUAAGUAUGAAAGGUGUUGUGAUUGUUAUCGUUAGUGACCGCGGCCGCGGUGCUCUGUUUGUUACAUUCCGUUCCCAUUCCAUGUGCGUUGUUCGCUCCUGCGUUUUCGCACUGUUACUUACGGUGAAUUCUAUACGUUACCUAUAUUAUUAUUAUUAUUUUAAAGAACCGUUCCAUUCUUGCCCUAGACGUGUCCUGUAGAUAUUAUGUUUGUGCGAGUUCUUCUGCAAUUCACCAAAGUUUGUAAAAUAUUUCGUAAUAAUAGUUAUAUUCGAUGAUAAACAAUUUUAAAUGUAAAUAUUAAUUGAUAAAUUAAUGGGAUAUAAAUUUAAAUUAGCUACUAAUGAGGAGACAUUCGGUGUCUAAAAUGGUAAAUAGUAGUGUAUUUGUAAUUGUUGUAGUAUUAGUGAGGUGACUACAGUGAUCGGUUCGCGCCGGCUAGGUUCCCCGCACUCGCCCGCCACCGGCGGUGUAUGGGCCCUUUAUUUAACGACACGGAUCUCCAAAUUGUCACGUAGACAUACGUUUUGUGUUGAUAAGGCCCCGGGUAUCAGUGCAGUGGAACCGCGCGCGCCAGGUUAGACAAAUAAAGGUAUCUGCACUCAAUGUUCAAAUCAAAAGGAGCUUUUCAAGAUUUUAGUGAAUAUGUAAUAAUGAAGUUAGAAUUAAACAAGACUCGGUCCUACCUGGCUUUAGAUAAUUGUAUACCGAUGAUUUCGUAAAUAGAUUUACCACGUGAUUAGAUAGACUUGUGUAUAUACGGUUUAUUUCUGUAUAAUUAUUGUUCCGUUGAGAAUGGUUGUUCGAGCACCCCACAUGUAUAUUGCGUUGUGUAGAUAUUGGAAUAGUUUUCCGUUGAAGCAGCGAGGGCCCCGCACCCCGGGCGCCCUCUACCGACAAGACUGAACACUAUUUACGACUCUAUUUUAUAUAACGACUGUAAAUGACAUAAUCACAGUUACUCCGCAGCUCUCAGGCAUACCGUAGGUACACUACUAGUGUCACGUCAUAUAACAAUAUUAUCGUUACAGGGAUUUUAUAUAAUUAUAAACGAAUUACAUUAUAUAUUUGAAUAUGUACUAUAGUUUUACAGAUCAGAAUUCUAUUGCUUUAAUUUUCCUUUUUAGCUUACUAAUGUUACCGAUUUUGUCUCCGAGCGCUUGAUCACAUGUAAUAAUUUGUAAAUGUAAAAUAAGGUUAAUGAAAUAAGUCGCUGUCAUGGAUUAAUGUUUAGCAAAGACUCGGGAUCGUGUGAAAAGUUACAUUAUUGUGCCAAAUAAUCGAAUUCAACACCAUUAAUAAUUUAAAAAUAUUCACAGCACAUUUUUAAUACAGCUUCACGGAUGUGUAGGUUUUAUAAUUAAUUUCCUCAUCAAAUGUUUUUAUGACGUUUUUACUUGAAAUCUGUGACAAACAUUUGUCGAGAUACUUUAUUCUUUAUUUAAUUUGUGUUACGACUUGUGGUUGACUGGUUGUACAUGUACAUUGUGUUGUCGGUCAUUAUUUACCUAAUUCGUACAAAUUCAGCAGUAUUAAGAGUGAUUUUGUUAAAGUUUUUAAUGGAGGCGUUUUAAUUAAGUUUUGUUAUUUGUUAAUGAUACGUACUGUGGUUGAGUAAUUGUUUUGACGAGUGCCGAGCUCCGCUCCGCUAACUAGGUUUCCUUGUCUCGGAGUCCUGAGUUACAAUUUGGUUACGAGUUCCUUCUAACCAUGUUAACCUCCGUCUUCUAGCACUUGAUCAAAAUUGUAUAUUUUAAGGCACAUUUUCGAUUGUGAACGAUGUACAGGAGUAUUCACCCAGGAGCCAAAUGUAAGGACGUAAAGAAUUAAUAUAUAGUGACGUAAAUACUUAUGUUUAGUUGAUAAACAUGUGAUUGUGUUAAUUUAGUAGAUUCAAAUAUUUAGUUCCUUCAUUUUUGUUACAAGUAUUUAUAAAUUGUAAUUGCAAUGAUUUAGUUUUAGAUAAUUGUUCUCUCCGAUAAAGAUUAUAAUUAAUUAUUACUUGAGUAAUUUAAUUUGUUGUAUUUUUGCUUAAUAUAAUGACAAAUUAAAUUAAAUGAUAUCGUUACAUUAGGGUGUAAAAAAGAUUAUCUAUUUGAUCUUAAAUAAUACGAAAAAAUAUUUAUGUUCUAGUAUCAUUCUAUCGUGUAAUUUGACUUGAAAGGAUGGAGCGUUGUAGUAAAAUUCGUUUACGAUCACCGACGUAAAUAAAUUGUAAAAAAUAAAAAUAUUAAAUCCCG
Messenger RNA from Cydia splendana, 4809 nucleotides. It is a transcript of the gene lov, whose product is annotated as protein jim lovell. The record is from RefSeq and is a predicted model, not a curated record. Bases 618 to 2165 code for a protein of 515 amino acids. Gene Ontology annotation, biological process: regulation of transcription by RNA polymerase II. NCBI's taxonomy places the organism in Eukaryota, Metazoa, Arthropoda, Insecta, Lepidoptera, Tortricidae. Gene Ontology annotation, molecular function: DNA binding; protein binding. The transcript has 4 exons. Gene Ontology annotation, cellular component: nucleus.